Aspergillus fischeri NRRL 181 is the source of this 915-nucleotide messenger RNA. RefSeq names its product transcription elongation factor DST1. Gene Ontology annotation, cellular component: nucleus. Gene Ontology annotation, biological process: DNA-templated transcription; transcription elongation by RNA polymerase II; transcription antitermination. The transcript has a single exon. The record is from RefSeq and is a predicted model, not a curated record. Lineage: Eukaryota; Fungi; Ascomycota; Eurotiomycetes; Eurotiales; Aspergillaceae. Gene Ontology annotation, molecular function: RNA polymerase II transcription regulatory region sequence-specific DNA binding; zinc ion binding. The coding region runs from base 1 to 915 and encodes 304 amino acids.
AUGGCGAUGGAUGCGAAGGAAAUCGAGCUCAAGGCGAAGGCCCUGACAAAAGCAGCCACCCAGAACGAGCCCACAGCCAACAUCGUAUCACUGCUCAAGGAGCUGCAAACGGGAGUGAAGGCAACGGAGGAUCUGCUGCGGUCGACGCGCGUCGGAAUCAUCGUCAACAAGUUCAAGCAGCACAAGUCACCCGAAGUCGCCCGUCUAUCCAGCGAGAUCGUCUCGAAAUGGCGGAACGAGGUUAACAAACAAAAGGCCAGCGGGUCACCGUCCGUCAGCCAGCGUUCGAGCGGCUCGCCGCGCCCAGCACAGAACGGCACCGCAUCGCCUGCCGGGACAACCCCAUCGGACAAGUUGUCUAAACUCUCCGUUCCCCCAGACAAGCGGACGUGGAAGGCGGACGGUGUGGAUAUCAAUCAGACUUCGAACAAGAUCCGGGAUAGUUGCAUUGGGCUGAUGUACGAUGGAUUGUGCCUCAACUCGACCGAGUCGCCUCGGGCGGUGCUGUCCAAGGCCUGCGCGGUGGAGGCGGCGGCGUUCAGCGCUUUGGGCCCGGAGACCAAGGAACAGUACCGCACCAAGAUUCGCAGCUUGUAUCAGAACCUCAAGAACAAGUCCAACCCUACACUACGGGUGCGCGUGUUGUCGAAUGAAGUGACUCCCGAGCAGUUCGUGAAGAUGUCGCACGAUGAGCUCAAAUCGGCGGAACAGCGCGAGCAGGAACGCAAAAUCCAGAAGGAGAACAUGGAUAAGGCCAUGGUUGCGCAGGCCGAGCGCAGUAUCAGCACCAGUCUGCAGUGCGGCAAAUGCGGACAACGCAAGGUCACCUACACCGAGGCGCAAACACGCAGCGCAGAUGAACCGAUGACGCUGUUCUGUACGUGUAUGAACUGUGGUAAAUCGUGGAGGCAGUGA